This is a messenger RNA of Eptesicus fuscus (big brown bat), 831 nucleotides long. RefSeq names its product armadillo like helical domain containing 2 (gene ARMH2). The transcript is spliced from 2 exons. Lineage: Eukaryota; Metazoa; Chordata; Mammalia; Chiroptera; Vespertilionidae. The coding region runs from base 76 to 768 and encodes 230 amino acids. The record is from RefSeq and is a predicted model, not a curated record.
GUGACGCGUUCCAGAGUUCUGGACUAUUGUGGCCGCCGGCACGCGGUGGACCGGGGGCGCCCGCCUGUCCACACCAUGGCCAAGGCCCGGGUGUCUUCUGUGCAGUACGAGCCUCCCGUUUAUCAGUGUGUGGUGCGGCUGGGCCAGUGCCUCCGGAGGUUCUGGAACGUCCACGUCAUGAGCUUUUUCGGAAAGCAGGAGGAGGAAGAGCGUAUCCCCCCAGGGCAGAGUAUUUUUCACAAAGAAAAGAUCGUGGCACUUGGCCAGAUGUUGAAGAACAAAUUCCUGACCAUCGAGGAGAGGGCUCAGGCCGCCCACAGGAUCGGACUGCUGGCCUUCACAGGAGGACCCAUGGCCGGGAGGUUUGCGGCCGAGUACAUGAAAGAGGUGGCGCUCUUGCUGCAGAACGCCCAGGUGGCCCCGAAGACGAGGAUCCUGCUGCUCCAGAGCGUGGCCUGCUGGUGCUACCUGAACCCCAUCACCCAGAAGAGGGCCAAGUUCCUGAAGCUCGUCCCCAUCCUCACGGCCAUCUUUGAUACCGUCCCUGAGUCGGCCAGCAAGAACGUCAACAGCAGCCUCCUGCUCAAGUUCUGGGCCUGCUACACCCUGUCCGUCAUGACCUGCAACAACGUGUCCUACAUGGAGGAGCUGAGGGAGUACCAGAGCCUCAAGCACCACCUGCAGGCGCUGUCGCGGGAGAACUGGGAGGGCUGGCCCGAGAACUUCGCCGAAGUGCUCUACUUCCUCAUCGGCUUCCACAGGCACUGACGCCUCUCCGCCCGGGGCCCCGCCGUCGGGCCCCGGAACACGGAAAUAAACGACCGAAGCCCA